Messenger RNA from Ambispora leptoticha, 521 nucleotides. Lineage: Eukaryota; Fungi; Glomeromycota; Glomeromycetes; Archaeosporales; Ambisporaceae. The record is from the annotation of a GenBank genome assembly.
AUACUAUGGCUGUCCUUAACGUUCUUAAUACCCUAUUAACGAUUCUCUCUACAAGUACAUCCAUUGGAAGCUUGCCUCUUGCGGUGAUACUUACGUCGGAUGAAACUGCAUAUACUUUUUUAGAAGCUUUAAAUGUUUUAAAAUCUGUAAUGCCAUUAACAGCAUUUAAUGAACGUAGACCCGGGGUUGGACCUGAAGUUAUAAUGAUGGACGAUUGCAAAGCAGAGAAAAAAGCCUUACAUAAUACCUGGAAUAAGGCUACUUUGCUACUAUGUGUCUUUCAUUUUCUUCAAGCGAUGUGGAGAUGGUUGUGGGAUGGAAAGAAUAGUAUCAAUAUGGAUGACCAUGUUAUUAUAAUUGGAUGUUUGAAGAAGAUUGUAUUUGCAAAGACUGAAUCUAAACUUAAAGAAGAGUAUAGAGCAUUAAUAAUUAAUCAAGUAUACUUGAAAUAUCCGUAUUUCCAAAAACACUUUGAAGCCAUGUGGAACCGACGCAAAGAAUGGGCUAUUGCAUUUCGUUAA